Messenger RNA from Cylindrotheca closterium, 810 nucleotides. The record is from the annotation of a GenBank genome assembly. Lineage: Eukaryota; Bacillariophyta; Bacillariophyceae; Bacillariales; Bacillariaceae.
AUGAAUCACAAUUACGGAACCUUUGUGGCGCACUGCGAACGAGAUCGAGCUCCAGUACAUGUGGAUAGAGUCUAUAAUCUUGCCCGACUGGGAUAUUACAGUGACAAUUAUUUCUUUCGCGUGCUGCCCAAGUUUGUGGCCCAGUUUGGAACAUCCGGUGAUCCCUACCUCAGCAACAUUUACAACUAUACUACUACUACUAGGUCCACGACCAAUUCAGACUGUGCGAUACUCAAACCACAACCACCAUUCAUGCCAUAUUGCAUGGGAGGGGAGGAAGCCAAAGAACCCAUUCAAAGUUUAUUUGCCAGACUCGUCAGAAGUGUCCUACUAUUGGCUAAUAAUAAUAAUAAUAAUAGUGACAACGAUGAUGAGACACUCCUACUACACGAGAAGAAUAAGAAUAAGCCCAUGACGAUUGUUCAGCCAACACAAACGACCAGUGACAAAAAUAAUUGUACCAAGGUCAAUUCUCUUUCCAAUACAUUUGGUACGAUAUCCAUGUCCACUAGCUACAACAAGGACUUGCCCGGAUAUCCAGAAGGAGUGACCUGGAAUGCUACGGCCGAGCUCUUUAUCAAUUUGGCCGACAACCAACGACUCGACCAGCACUUGUUUGUUCCGAUUUGUACCGUGGAACAAAUGGACACUGUGGUCAAGUUUCCAUCCUUUGGUGAAGUGUCGGAUCUGGGAGGUCCCGGUCCUAGUCUAGGCCUAUUGUAUGAACAAGGCAAUGCAUACAUUGAAUCCAACAGUGAAUGGAAGUCCGAGAUGGCCAAGGUGGAACGAGUGACGAUAUGUGACGAAUGA